This is a messenger RNA of Caenorhabditis remanei, 582 nucleotides long. RefSeq lists its product as uncharacterized. Bases 1 to 582 code for a protein of 193 amino acids. The record is from RefSeq and is a predicted model, not a curated record. The transcript has 4 exons. Lineage: Eukaryota; Metazoa; Nematoda; Chromadorea; Rhabditida; Rhabditidae.
AUGCCAGUAUUCCGGAACACAUGGCGAAACAUCAAAGUCACCCGAAAAUCAUCAUCUGUGUACAUAGACGAUGAUAACAGGCCGAGUGCAGCAGUGCAACCAAUUUUCAAUAUCAACUCAGGGCCUUCACCUCCUUCACAAGUACCUCAACAGUUUGUUCUACCACCACAACUGUUUCAACAACUUCCGGAGUCACAACAUCAACAACCACAAAUACAUCUACAACAGCAAUCACAACAACAACAACAAAUUCCUCAACGACCACAACAACUCUAUCCAGGACUACAGAACAUAAUGACUCCAUCGGGUGUAAUUCAUUUAAAUCUCUAUACUAUUCAACUUCCGAAUGGAAAUAAUACAUAUUCCUCCAUUAAAAUUUUCAGAAAAGUACCAGAUGAACGGUUGAAAAAGCACGUGAACAACAGAUACAUUUGGAGUGAUGAACACGAUCGCAGGAUAUGUCUUGAACGUAUUGGUGAUCUCUCUUCAUGGAUGCCUCUGGAAAUGUCCCAAUCAUUGAAAACACAUAUCCAAAAUUCAAUCGAAAAAAAGAAGAAGAACAACUUGUUAGUCUCUUCCUAG